This is a messenger RNA of Bombyx mori (domestic silkworm), 1266 nucleotides long. It is a transcript of the gene hth, whose product is annotated as homeobox protein homothorax-like. Gene Ontology annotation, molecular function: DNA-binding transcription activator activity, RNA polymerase II-specific; RNA polymerase II cis-regulatory region sequence-specific DNA binding. The record is from RefSeq and is marked provisional. Lineage: Eukaryota; Metazoa; Arthropoda; Insecta; Lepidoptera; Bombycidae. Gene Ontology annotation, biological process: animal organ morphogenesis; embryonic pattern specification; eye development.
UACGACGAGAGCCUCCACGGCGGAGGUUACAUGGAGGGGGGAGCGAUGUACCACGAGCACAGGCUGACCCAUCCCCACCUGGCUCCAGUGCACUACCCCCCGCCGGCAGCACCCGCUCACGCCCUCCCCGGGGAACCACUAGUCCACAAGAGAGACAAAGACGCUAUUUACGGGCAUCCCCUGUUCCCCCUGCUGGCUCUGAUCUUCGAAAAGUGUGAGCUAGCGACCUGUACCCCCCGGGACCCUGGCGUGGCGGGCGGAGACGUGUGCUCCUCGGAGUCUUUCAACGAAGACAUUGCGGUAUUCAGCAAACAGAUACGUCAAGAGAAACCGUAUUACAUAGCGGAUCCAGAGGUCGACUCAUUAAUGGUGCAAGCGAUACAAGUACUACGGUUUCACCUCUUAGAAUUAGAAAAAGUCCAUGAGCUAUGCGACAACUUCUGUCACCGCUACAUCAGCUGUCUGAAGGGCAAGAUGCCCAUUGACCUGGUGAUCGACGAGCGGGAGACGGCCCGGCCGCCGGACGCGAACGGCGAGCCCCGGUCGGCGCCGGACAGCAGUCACGACGGCGCCUCCACCCCCGACGUCAGACCUCCUUCGUCAUCGCUGUCGUACGGCGGCGCGGUGAACGAUGACGUGCGCUCCCCAGGGUCGGGGGGCACGCCGGGACCACUCAGUCAGCCCCCGCCGCAGACCCUCGACGCUACAGACCCAGAUGCGAUGGGCAAAUGGUGUCCGUCGCGGCGCGAGUGGUCGUCCCCACCCGACGUGGCGCGGCGGGUGUACUCCUCCGUGUUCUUGGGCAGCCCCGGUGAGUACCCAGGUGACGCGAGUAACGCCAGCAUCGGCUCCGGGGAGGGUACGGGCGAGGAAGACGAUGACACGAACGGUAAAAAGAACCAGAAGAAGCGCGGAAUCUUCCCGAAGGUCGCCACAAAUAUCCUGAGAGCGUGGCUCUUCCAACAUUUAACGCAUCCGUACCCUUCUGAAGACCAAAAGAAACAAUUAGCACAGGACACAGGGUUAACAAUACUACAAGUAAAUAACUGGUUCAUAAACGCGAGACGUAGGAUAGUCCAACCAAUGAUCGACCAAUCAAAUAGAGCAGUGUUCCCGCACGCCGGCCCCAGCGGCGCGUACAGUCCCGAGGCGACCAUGGGCUACAUGAUGGACGGGCAGCAGAUGAUGCACAGGCCGCCCACAGACCCCGCCUUCCACCAGGGCUACGCGCACUACCCGGCCGAGUAUUACGGACACCACCUCUAA